AUGCGAAAAAAAAAUAACGACGAUGAUGAAGAAGAACACGGAAUAAGAGAACACGAAAACUUUACCUAUCCUGACAUGCUUCUCAUAGUGUUGGAUGCGUCGACCGUUCAUGGUCAACGCAUGAGCGAUGUCGUACAGACAGACAAAGGUCCUGUACAGGGUAGAAUCUUCGAGACACUGUGGUACAGCAAGCUUUACUCGGCCUUCGAGGGAAUUCCAUUUGGUAAACCACCAGUCGGCCCUCUCAGAUUCAGGAAAACUGUCGAGGCUGAUCCAUGGACAGAUGUGAUAAACGCCACGAAGAAUACAAUAUCCUGCUCGCAAGCUUUCAUUCUUGGACCUACUGGAGACGAGGAUUGUCUUUACCUGAACGUUUUCACACCUCUGGUGGACCUUAAGAAUAUUACAAGUUUGAAAGCGGUAUUAGUAUGGAUCUAUGGAGGUGCAUUCACGAUGGGAUCGUCGUUGCCCGGUGUAUACGGCCCUGACUUCUUCCUGGAGAAGGAUAUAGUGUUCGUCAGCUUCAACUAUCGUGUCGAUGUAUUAGGAUUCCUGGCGCUGGACGUCGAAGGUGCAGAGGGCAACGCAGGUCUAUGGGAUCAGGUGUUUGCUCUAAGAUGGGUGAAGAAGAACAUCGCUGCUUUCGGUGGCGAUCCAAACCAAAUAACCCUAGCUGGAGAGAGCGCUGGUGCAGCUUCUGUCGGUUAUCACCUGCUCAUACCUGAAUCUGCAGGCCUGUUCAACAAGAUUAUCCUCCAAAGUGGCACACCUUUGUCACCAUGGGCGUAUCACUCGCGAGCAAACGCUAUUCAAAGUACUUUGCGCCUUGCUAACGCUUUAGGCUGUUAUAGUUCGAAUCAAACCGAGGUGUUGGAGUUCAUGGAAAAGCAAAAUCUCCACGAUCUCCUGAUGCUAUCUCGUUUACAGGGCAGUUACGUCUUACCGGGAGUACUCUACUAUCCGUUCGUUCCAACCUCGACGAACGAUCUUCUGGCUGAUUGUCCCAUAGCGAAUUUACGGACUGGAAACUUCUCCAAGGUACCAGUACUGAUGGGCUACAACAAGGACGAAGCAGUAUUGUUCUCCUUUGUGCUUGACGUAGUAAAGAAUUUGUUGUUCGACGAGCUCCUGCGGUUCUCCUUCUUGGAAGUCUUCGACAGUGUGAACGUAUUCAAUGAAUUUGCCUAUAACAUCUCGACAGAUGCAGAAAACAACAUGAUAAAGCUAGCGUCAGCGUACUACAUAUCUGGACCAGUGGAUCUAACGCAAAGGUACAUCACGAAAUACAACUCUGAUCAUCCUGUUUACUACUAUCAUCUCGCCUACGAUUCCAAGUACAAUCUUCACAGGCUGCUGGAUAGCAGUAUGGACGGUGUUGCUCAUGCAGACGACCUCGGUUUUCUCUUCAAUAUCGGAGUGAUCACUCCUAUCGAUCCAUUGGACACUGUGAAUUUGUUCCGGAACGAAAUGGUCACGCUGUGGGCGAACUUUGCGAAAUACAGCAAUCCCACGCCUAAUAACGAGACGAUCAACGGGGCAGUUUGGCAGCCAUCAGGAGUGGAAGGAUUACAGCUGGACAUAAAUACCGUAUUCACGAUGAAGAACCGUACUUUGAGCCCGGAAUUCCAGGAAAUGGAGAAAUACUACGACAUAGCGUUGCCAUACGCCACUCUCUCGGCGGCCGUUCAGGCUCAGGAUAUGAGCCAGAUCGUCCAGACGGAUAAGGGUCCGGUACAGGGAAGAGUAUACAAGACGGUAUUGCAUUCGAAGGACUAUUCGGCCUUCGAGGGAAUUCCCUUCGCCCAACCACCAGUUGGACCUCUCAGAUUCAAGAAACCUGAAUUGCCCGAUCCAUGGACAGAGGUGAAGAUAGUUCAGGACAACACGAACUUCUGCGCUCAAGUCCUCACUCUUGGCACCAGCGGAGACGAAGAUUGCCUCUACCUGAACGUGUACACGCCUGUGGUGGACAUUGCUAAUGUGACAGUGAAGAAACCAGUUAUGGUCUACACCUACGGUGGUGGUUUCACCACAGGAUGGUCGUGGCCAGGUGUAUACGGUCCUGACUACCUCCUCGAGGAAGACGUAUUGGUCGUCAUCUUCAACUAUCGUAUCGACAUCCUAGGAUUCUUGGCAUUGGACGUGAACGGUGAACAGUUAGGCAACGCAGCUCUCUGGGAUCAAAACCUUGCUCUUAAAUGGGUGCAGAAGAACAUCGCUGCCUUCGGUGGUGAUCCAAACCAAGUGACUCUGUUCGGUGAAAGUGCCGGUGCCGCUUCUGUAUCCUUCCAGAUGUUUAUGCCUGAAUCUGCAGGAUUGUUCCACAAAGUGAUCCUUCAGAGUUCCUCAGCUUUGUGCCCGUGGGCGUACCAUUCUCGACCAGAGGCUAUACAGGACACUCUGAACGUUGCUGCAGCUUUGGGCUUCUACAGUUUGGAUCAAACUGAGGUGUUCAAUUUCUUGCAACAGCAACCUGCUGCUGAUCUCCUCGAGGUGUCGCGUGCACAUGGUGCCUAUUCGGUACCGGGACCACUGUACUUCCCAUUCGUUCCUACGUCGACGAACGAUACUGUGGAUAAUUGUCCCAUUGCAAAAUUGCGAACUGGAAACUUCACGAAAGUACCUGUGCUGAUGGGCUACAACGAUAAUGAGGCUGCACUGUUCUCCCUUGGUGUGGACGCUUUAAGACAAGGAUUAUCCGAUGCCUUGGAAACGAUCUCUAGGAACGUUCUUUUCAGCUCCACCAUCCUGAAGGACUUUGCCAAUACAGUCAUGAACGGCACGCAAGAGGAGAUAAUAAAGCUAGCGUCUACGUACCAUUUCGUUGCGCCAAUGGAGCUGACGCAGAGAUACUUCGUCAAGAACAGCCCGUUCUCCGUUUACUACUACUACUUUUCCUACGAUUCGAAGUACAACCUUCACAAGUUUGCUGAUAACAGAAUCAAAGGUGUUGCUCACGCUGACGACCUCGGUGUAAUAUGGAACAUUGCCAUUAUCAGCAACAACGAUCCAACGAACAUAUACAACGUAUACCGCCAAAAUGUGGUCGAAUUGUGGGCGAACUUUGCGAAAACAGGCAACCCCACACCUAACAACGUGCCAGUGAACGGAGCAGUUUGGGAGCCAUCAGGAGUCAAUGGACUACAGAUUAAUCUGAAUGAAACAUUCUCGAUGGUCCCGCGUCAAGCGGACCUGGGAACCCUAAUGUGGGAGCAAUUCUACGACUCUUAUUCGCCCUAUACUACCCUCUGCGACGAUCCUAUUAUGCUUGGUACUCCAAACGCAUUUGCUUAA
This is a messenger RNA of Habropoda laboriosa, 3294 nucleotides long. RefSeq lists its product as uncharacterized. Bases 1 to 3294 code for a protein of 1097 amino acids. The record is from RefSeq and is a predicted model, not a curated record. Lineage: Eukaryota; Metazoa; Arthropoda; Insecta; Hymenoptera; Apidae. The transcript has 21 exons.